GAAUGAUUAACAUUUUGCAUGGAUUGGGGCUGCGCUUCUUGGCUCUCGGCCACCACACUCCGUUUAUGCACAUUGGUAUGGCUCAUAACUAUAGGAAUGUAAGCCAGGCCAUCCAAGCAGUCAGGGAUUGUGGGUAUGAAAUUUCAAUGGGGCUUAUGCCCAAAUCCAUUGGACCCCUCACAUUUUGCUUCACUGGAACAGGAAAUGUCUCCAAGGGAGCCCAAGACAUCAUCAACGAGCUUCCUGUUGAAUAUGUUGAACCUCACGAGUUGAAGGACGUCUCUGAAACAGGAGAUAUGACCAAAGUGUAUGCCACCGUCCUUAGCCGACACCACCACCUUGUAAGAAAGAGUGACGGCAUCUAUGACCCCAUUGAGUACGAGAUCCAUCCAGAACUGUACACUUCUCACUUCAGGACCAGCGUAGCACCCUAUACAACCUGUCUGAUCAAUGGUAUUUAUUGGGACCCCCACACUCCUCGACUCCUCAGGCGACUGGACGCUCAGAUGCUCAUGAGACCACAAAAAUCCUCAUCUGCAUACAACGAGGGAUCACCUAAGCUUCCUCACAAGCUGCUGGCCAUCUGCGACAUAUCUGCUGACACUGGAGGCUCUAUAGAGUUCAUGAAUGAAUGCACCACCAUUGAUAAGCCUUUCUGCAUCUAUGACGCUGACCAGCAUAUUGAUCAUGACAGCGUGGAGGGAAACGGGAUUCUCAUGUGCUCCAUUGACAACCUUCCUGCUCAGCUGCCAAUCGAAGCCACAGAGUAUUUUGGUGACCGUCUCUUCCCCUACAUCUGGGAGAUGCUACCUUCAGAUUCAACCAGACCAUUGGACGAAGAAGAAUUUAGCCCACAAGUCAGAGAUGCUGUCAUCGCCUCUAAUGGAAAACUUACUCCAAAGUUUGAAUACAUUGAAAAACUUAGAGAAAGAAGGGAGAAAACUCAGAUCAUGAAGAAGGCCGGCAUGAAGCGAGUUCUGCUGUUGGGUUCAGGAUAUGUGUCUGGACCUGUUGUGGAGUAUCUGACCCGUGAUCAGGGCACCCAGGUCACUGUGGCAUCGAUGCUAUUGAGCCAGGCAGAGGAGCUGGCAGCCAAAUACCCCAACACCAUCCCUGUCAUGCUGGAUGUCAGCAGCCAAGAGGGACACCUAGACUCUCUGGUCAGAGAUCAUGACUUGGUCAUCAGCUUGCUGCCUUACUCGUUCCAUUCGCUUAUCGCCAAACACUGUAUAAAGAGGAAGGUGAACAUGGUGACAGCCAGCUACCUUAGUCCUGCCAUGAAGGCGUUGCAGAGCAGUGCAGAAGAAGCAGGGAUCACGAUCGUGAAUGAGAUGGGACUGGACCCAGGCAUCGACCACAUGUUGGCCAUGGAGUGUAUCAACAAAGCCAAAGCUGAAAGCUGCACUGUGGAGUCCUACAGCUCAUUCUGUGGUGGUCUUCCUGCUCCUGAGUGCUCAGACAAUCCUCUUCGUUACAAGUUCAGCUGGAGCCCAUAUGGUGUCCUCCUCAACACUAUCAGUCCCGCUAUUUUUCUCAAAGACAACCAGGUGAUAAAUGUCCCACCUGGUGGCUCUCUGAUGGAUUCCACCACUCCAAUGGAUUUCUUUCCAGGUUUCAACCUUGAGGGAUUUCCGAAUCGUGACAGCACGAAAUACGCUGAGCCAUACGGCAUCCAGACAGCACACACGCUCAUCAGAGGAACUCUGCGUUUUAAGGGUUUCUCGAAGGCCAUGAGUGGUUUCAUUAAACUGGGUCUAAUCAACAGCGAUCCCAGUCCCAUCCUGCAGCACACGUCAUCACCAGUUUCAUGGAAAGAACUCCUCUGUCAGCAGAUGGAUUUAUCUUCUUCUGUUUCCCAAAAUGUCUUUGAACAAGCUGUAUAUGAACACACAGGGCAGGAUGACUUCAGGAUGGACACUCUGAGAUGCUUAGGGAUGCUUGGCGAUGAGCUAGUGCCCCAUGCAGAGAGCAUUUUGGCUGCCCUUGCAAAACAUUUGGAAACUAAACUUUCAUUUGAUAAGGGAGAAAGAGACAUGAUCAUUCUGAGAAACGAUGUGGGGGUUCGCUAUCCAACUGGAGAACUAGAGACCAAACACAUCAGCCUGGUGGUGUAUGGCGACCCCACCGGCUUCUCAGCCAUGGCCAAGACUGUUGGAUACCCAGCAGCCAUUGCUGCUCGGAUGGUUCUUAACGGUGAAAUCAAUACAAAGGGUCUGGUGGUUCCAAUGGUGAAAGAGAUCUACGAACCAGUGCUGGCCCGGCUGAAAGAGGAAGGACUACACUUCAUUUCCAAAAGCACCCUGCAGGAGUAGAGCUACAACAUCAAGAAGAGCAAAUGACUGUAAAUUCUAAUCUUGUCUACAUUUCAUGUCAUUAAUCGACCUUUAAACUCUUCAGACAGAUUCUGGCUCACCUACCUGCUUUCAUUCUGAGUUUAUAAUAAUACUCUAACAUGCCUACCCAGGAAGGUUGUUUGCUCCCUGAUUUUUUGAAUUCACAAUAAAAAGUUAUCUGAA
Messenger RNA from Haplochromis burtoni (Burton's mouthbrooder), 2516 nucleotides. RefSeq names its product alpha-aminoadipic semialdehyde synthase, mitochondrial. NCBI's taxonomy places the organism in Eukaryota, Metazoa, Chordata, Actinopteri, Cichliformes, Cichlidae. Gene Ontology annotation, cellular component: cytoplasm. Gene Ontology annotation, molecular function: saccharopine dehydrogenase activity. The record is from RefSeq and is a predicted model, not a curated record.